Messenger RNA from Cannabis sativa, 1743 nucleotides. RefSeq lists its product as uncharacterized. The coding region runs from base 228 to 1451 and encodes 407 amino acids. The transcript has 7 exons. The record is from RefSeq and is a predicted model, not a curated record. NCBI's taxonomy places the organism in Eukaryota, Viridiplantae, Streptophyta, Magnoliopsida, Rosales, Cannabaceae.
UAAAUAUAAAUUCUUCUUUUGAAAAAAUAAGCAAAGUAGAAGUUCCCUCUGGAAGAUCAUAGAACAAGUUUCUUUCUCUCUCUCUCUCUGAGUAUCUCACUCCGCCGCCGCAAUCGGCAGCUUCUCCUCCUCCUAUCGUAUAGUUGGUGUCUUAAAGUUAUAAACUUUGAACAAAUUAGGUGCUGCUUUUGGCUCUUGCUUCUCAAGAUUGCUCCUUGGUUUUGGCUAUGGCAGACUCUAUUGUUACCUCUGAUAAACCUUCCACGUCGUCUCCUCUCGAUACUCCUCGAAUAAUCUGCCAUGUAUGUCAGAAGCAAUUUUCCCAGUAUACUUGUCCUCGAUGCAAUUCGCGAUACUGUUCUUUGCACUGCUACAAGUCUCAUAGUCUUCGUUGUACUGAAUCCUUUAUGCGGGAAAAUGUUGUUGCGGAACUUCAACAUCUGCAACCUAAUGAUGAAACUAAAGAGAAAAUGCUGGAUAUACUAAAAAAAAUUCAUUCAGAAGAAGAAACAGAAGACAUGGAUGAACAAGAUUCAACACUUUCUGAGGAGACCAUUAACAAGAUUAUGUCUGGAGAUCAAAUCAGUUUCGAUGAUUUAUCUUCAGAAGAAAAGAAACAAUUUCAAAGAGCUAUUGCAUCUGGAGAAUUGAGUAAGUUAAUUGAGCCUUGGGAACCAUGGUGGCUGAGGCCUUCUGCAAGGACGAUAUCACUCAGCAGAGAAGGUACUCAACUCGUGCAGCCAGUUAACGAAGAGGAAACAAUGACAUCACCAGAAUCCAGUUUAGAAAGCAACCAAACCGAAAUUCCUCCUGGCCCAGAUACCCCACUUCCUCCACUCAGCAAUCUAAGUUCCACACAACCGUCGCCACUUUUAGCUGUACAUCUCGUUGACAUUAUAUACAGCUAUUGUUUCACGCUACGCCUCUACAAUGGUGAUUGGAAAUCAAAUGCUGCAGAAUCUGCCUUGGUGGUGUUAAGCGUGUCAUCUGUAUUGGGUCAAUGUGCACAACCCGAAACAGUGUUGGAGGCUUUGUCUUACUGCCUCGAGCAAACCUGUUCCCCGGCUUACAGACAGAUAGGAGGCUUGCAAUUCGGUUUAGGCCUUAUUGAUGAUGUAGUAAGCUUACUUACUUUAGGUAACAAUGCCCUAUUGUGCUUACUUUCCGACUUGCAAAGACUUGUUCAAACCGGGGAAAAAGAGCUUAAGGCUGAGAAACCACAGAAAACAAAGAAGGUAGAGAUCAGGAAUAAGCUGAAACUAGCCGAGAGGAAGAUAUAUUUUAUCAUGUGUUGGGUACACGAGCAACCUAGCGAAGCUUGGUCUUCCUUGGCCGCCAUUGUGAGGGCGGAGAAGGCUUCGGCUUCGGCUAUGGAAUAUGUUAGUGUGCGAAGGAAAUUGGAUAAAAAAACAGAACAGAAGAGCAAGGUUAUGAUUGAAGAGAUUGAGUGAAUGAAUCAACAUAGGUGAGUCUCACUCACAAAUGUUCAUAAAUGCAAUUUUUGAACACUCAAAUUUUGACUCUGAAAAUGUAUUGAAGACCUUGAAAAAGCUUAAGUGAGUGAAAAAUGUCACUUCCUAGGUUCAUUUUUCCCAAUAUUUUCUAUGUUAUCUCUCUUGGGAAUUGUCAAUUAUUAAAUUCAUAUGUAUACUCAUGCAAUAAAUUAUUUUAUUUUUUUGGCAAAUAUUAUUUUAGAUCUUAUUGCUUUGUAAAAGUUUAUGAGUAAAUUCUUGUUUUGUUGAA